This is a messenger RNA of Stereum hirsutum FP-91666 SS1, 570 nucleotides long. Its product is annotated as HIT-like protein. Lineage: Eukaryota; Fungi; Basidiomycota; Agaricomycetes; Russulales; Stereaceae. The transcript is spliced from 5 exons. The record is from RefSeq and is a predicted model, not a curated record. The coding region runs from base 1 to 570 and encodes 189 amino acids. Gene Ontology annotation, molecular function: catalytic activity.
AUGGUCAACCUUCCCCGACUUUGUGGUGGAUUCGGGUCCGGCCGCUCCUCGACCGAGGUUCAAGAAGAGCAAUCGGAGUCGGCCCCGAUCAAGGGUUUUUCAGACACCACGCAUAGGUCGUGCGUGUUCUGCAGUGUCUCAGUAGCGAAUGGAUUCGACAUAGUUGCCGAGGACGACCUGUUUGUCGUGUUUAAAGACCAUAAUCCAUCAGCUCGUCUCCAUCUUCUCGUCGUCCCCAAGCGGCACGUCAAGUCGGUGAAGAUCUUGACCAAGGUGGACGUGGACAUGCUGCGACAGAUGGAACAGCUAGGACACUCAACUCUAAGCAUACUCGAAGCCUCAGACACUUACGACUGUAGGAUGGGUUUCCAUAUCCCGCCUUUCAACAGCGUUAACCAUCUCCAUCUUCAUGUCUUUUCGUUGCCUUUUCUUUCAUGGUACAAGAAGGUGAAGUACCCGUGGCGAAAAGGCACGAGUCCCCACGACAAAGGCUGGACAUGGUUCGUAGAGAUUGGGCAAGCAAUACGGAUCUUGGAGAGGGGCGCCAGGAUUUCUAUCAUUCCUUGCUGA